Sceloporus undulatus (fence lizard) is the source of this 3388-nucleotide messenger RNA. It is a transcript of the gene DHX16, whose product is annotated as DEAH-box helicase 16. Gene Ontology annotation, molecular function: RNA binding; ATP binding. The transcript has 20 exons. Bases 59 to 3253 code for a protein of 1064 amino acids. NCBI's taxonomy places the organism in Eukaryota, Metazoa, Chordata, Lepidosauria, Squamata, Phrynosomatidae. The record is from RefSeq and is a predicted model, not a curated record. Gene Ontology annotation, cellular component: intracellular anatomical structure; catalytic step 2 spliceosome.
CUACGGUGGCCCGAGAGGGAAGGAAAGGGACUAGGCGAAGGGACAAGUCCCGGCCAUCAUGGCAUCGGGGGAGCUGGAGCGCUGGGUCUCCGGGCAGCUGCACUCUUUGCUGGGCCUGAGCGAGCGGCACGUGGUGGCCUUCAUGGUGGGCCUGGCCACGCGCAGCAGGACGCCCGAGGAGCUCCUGGCCCGCCUCGAGGAGACCGAGACCCUCCGCGUCACCGAGCCCUCCGCCCGGGCCUUCGCCCAGCAGCUCUGGGAAAAGGUUCCCCACCAGGCCCCGCGGGAACGCCCAGCCAGGCUGGCAGAGCAGGAGGCCUUGGCCAUGCAGCAGAAGAACCGUUCCUACACUCUGCUGGAGGACAGUGAUGAGGAACAGCCUGGUGGGGCAGCGGCGGCAGCCCAGGGUUCCAAGCGCCAGCGUCCCCCACGAGGCCCUGAAGGCAAACAGCGGAAGCGGCACAAACACCUGAGGCAGCGCCAGGAGGAGGAGGAGGAGGACGGUAAAGACUCCGAUGAGAGGAGCAGCGCAGGCGAUGGGAGACGGAAACAGGCCCCAGCCACCAUGAAGGAGGAGGAGGAAGAGGACGAAUGGGAUCGGAGUGAGCGAGAGCGAUUGCAGGACUUGGAAGAGCGGGAUGCCUUCGCGGAGCGCAUCAAGCGCAAAGACAAGGAGAAGACACGCAACAUCCUGGAGCGUUCAGACAAAAAGGCCUAUGAAGAAGCUCAGAAGCGUCUGAAGAUGGCAGAAGAGGACAAGAAAUUAAUGAUCCCAGAGUUACGUAAGCAGUCUCGCCGAGAGUAUUUGGCCAAACGGGAAAAAGACAAGAUAGAAGACUUGGAAGCGGAGAUAGCAGAUGAGGAAUAUCUGUUCUCUGAGCAGGAGCUCACAGCCUUGGAGCGACAGGAGCUGGAAUACAAACGUAAAGUGCGUGACUUGGCAAAGCAGUACAAGCAAGCUGGAGAGCAGGAGAAGCUGGAGAAGAGCAAUCGCUACUAUAUGCCUGAGGAAAGUCGCAGCAAGAAAAUCCCAGAUCGUUAUGAGGAACCCCAAACAGAGGAUCACAUGGCCCCACGCGAUGAGCAGCGACGUUGGGAAGAAGACCACAUAGGAGCAGCUGCUCUCCGUUUUGGGGCUCGGGAUGCUGGUCAGCGCCAUCCUCACAAAGAUUAUGAGUAUGUCCUUGAGGAUGAUGAGAUGAUCCAGUUUGUGAAUGCUGUGCAGAUGCGAGGGACAGUUCAAAACAAGUCCCAGGAGGAGAAGCCAGAGUUGUCAGAGGCUGAGCGCAAGAAGCUGUCCAUCCAGGAGGUGCGCCGGAGCCUGCCCAUCUUUCCCUACCGUGAAGACCUGCUUGCUGCCAUUGCCGAACAUCAGAUACUCAUAAUUGAAGGGGAGACCGGCUCUGGCAAGACCACUCAGAUUCCCCAGUACUUAUGUGAAGAGGGCUACACAGAAAAAGGAAUGAAGAUUGGCUGCACCCAGCCCAGGCGAGUGGCGGCUAUGAGUGUGGCUGCCCGUGUUUCCCAGGAAAUGGGUGUCAAGCUUGGAAAUGAAGUGGGCUAUAGCAUCCGUUUUGAGGACUGCACCUCUGAGCGGACGGUGCUGAAGUACAUGACUGAUGGGAUGCUGCUAAGGGAAUUCCUGACUGAACCUGACCUGAGCAGCUACAGUGUCGUCAUCAUUGAUGAGGCUCACGAGCGCACUUUGCACACAGACAUCCUCUUUGGGCUGAUCAAGGACAUUGCUCGCUUCCGGCCUGAGCUGAAAGUGCUGAUUGCCAGUGCAACCCUGGACACAGAGCGCUUCUCUACUUUCUUUGACGAUGCUCCCAUCUUCCGCAUUCCUGGGCGCAGGUUCCCUGUUGACAUCUUCUAUACCAAGGCCCCAGAGGCUGACUACCUGGAGGCAUGCGUGGUGUCAGUGCUUCAGAUCCAUGUUACUCAGCCCCGAGGUGAUAUCCUUGUAUUCCUCACUGGCCAGGAAGAAAUCGAGGCAUGCUGCGAGAUGUUGCAGGAUCGCUGCCGUCGCUUGGGAUCCAAAAUAGCAGAACUGCUAGUCCUCCCAAUCUAUGCCAACCUCCCCUCUGACAUGCAGGCCAAGAUUUUUGAGCCAACUCCACCAGGAGCCAGGAAGGUUGUUGUGGCCACAAACAUUGCAGAGACAUCUCUGACCAUAGAUGGCAUCAUCUACGUGAUUGAUCCUGGUUUUUGCAAGCAGAAGAGCUACAACGCUCGCACAGGCAUGGAGUCACUCAUUGUUACUCCUUGCUCUCGGGCUUCUGCUAACCAGCGAGCAGGAAGAGCUGGCCGGGUGGCUGCAGGGAAAUGCUUCCGUCUCUACACAGCCUGGGCCUACAAGAAUGAGAUGGAAGAAACCACAGUGCCAGAGAUUCAGCGGACCAACUUGGGCAAUGUGGUACUGCUUCUGAAGAGCUUGGGCAUCAAUGAUCUGAUCCAUUUCGACUUCAUGGACCCACCACCCCACGAGACUUUGGUACUGGCACUAGAACAGCUUUAUGCCCUGGGGGCCCUCAAUCAUCUUGGCGAGCUUACCAAGCUGGGCCGGAAGAUGGCGGAGCUUCCUGUGGAUCCCAUGCUGUCCAAGAUGAUCCUGGCUUCAGAACAGUACAAGUGUUCAGAGCAGAUCCUCACUAUCGCUGCCAUGCUUUCAGUCAACAAUGCCAUUUUCUAUCGGCCCAAGGACAAAGUAGUCCAUGCAGACAAUGCCCGCAUGAAUUUCUUCCUGCCUGGUGGAGACCACCUUGUUCUUCUCAAUGUUUACAGUCAGUGGGUGGAGUGUGGUUACUCCAUGCAGUGGUGCUAUGAGAACUUCAUCCAGUUCCGCUCCAUGAGACGAGCCAGGGAUGUGCGAGAACAGCUGGAAGGGUUAAUGGAACGCAUUGAAGUGGACAUAACUUCCAGUGAGGGAGACUACAUCCCAGUCCGUAAGGCCAUUACUGCGGGUUUCUUCUAUCACACAGCUCGCCUAACCCGCAGCGGUUACAAGACAGUCAAGCACCAACAAACAGUGUUUGUCCAUCCAAACAGUUCCCUUUUUGAAGAACAACCACGCUGGCUCAUCUAUCAUGAAUUGGUCUUUACAACUAAAGAAUUCAUGAGACAGGUCAUAGAAAUUGACAGCACAUGGCUCCUGGAGGUGGCCCCUCACUACUACAAGGCCAAGGAAUUAGAAGAUGCUUCUACCAAGAAACUUCCCAAGAAAGUAGGGAAAACACGAGAGGAGCUUGGAUAAGGCAGGAGCGGAAAUCUUGUCUCCCAUUCACUUUGUGCUAUAUUGGCACAUUCACCCCAGGACUUCUCCACCCCCUCGAUAUUUGUAUAGUUUUGAUGUCAUCUGAGACAUGAAAUAAAACAUUUUUACAAACUC